AUGGAAACAUUACCAAGCAUCCUUAGCGAAAUAGAGCUCCCACAGUGGUAUGAAGACUUCGAAGUCGUUCGCUCUACCUUAUUGAACAUAAAUGAAGACGAAAUCGAAUACACACAAGAGAUGAUUGAACAGUCUGCAAUUUACUACUCACAUCAGAAGUUAAUCGCUGAAUUAAUUGUUUACAUCUCUUCAAUCAGAGAACAAAAUCAGAAACAAUUAGCUCAGCUUGUUUAUCUUUUGUCUCAGAACAACAACAUUUUCAAGAAUCAGAUACUUGAACUUAGCACAGGUGUCUUCUUACGCCAAUUAUACCUUAAUCAAGUCUUUUCACUUGAAAAUAUUAAGGAAAAGCUCGAAACAGACCCAUCACAAAAAAUUUAUUUUGCUCCAGAGCUUGAUCUUCACGAUAAUGAUGAGUCAACUUUAUUAUUUGAUCAGAAGGUUUCUCUUUCCGAGUUAGCUGAGAACAACUGGCAACUUUUCAAUGAAAUCAUAGAAAAUCAUUGCCAGAGAAAUUCAAUCGAGCAUGCAUUAAGAAAUGAUGACAAUCAGUACUUCUUCGAACUCACUUCAAACAUCAAUUUUGUUGCAACAUCCGAAUUACUCGCCAAGGCUGCUUUCUAUGGCUCUGAAAAUGUUUUCAGAUUCCUUUUAGUCAGUGGUGCCCAAAUCACAGAAGCUGUCACAAUUUCCGCUGUAAAAGGAGGAUGCGCCGCAAUCAUCCGUUUAUGCCUCCAGAACAACGGUAACUUCGAAAAGUGCCUCAAGGCUGCAGCAGAAUACCAUAGAGAUGAUAUUUUCGACUGGAUCUAUGAGAAUAUGGAUACAAAAGAAUUGCCAGUUAAUGAAUUCAUCGGUUUCAUGAAUCCACGUGCAGUUCUUCAUGCUAUAUUCCGUGGAGUAGAUCCAAACGAGUUCGCCAAGUACAAGACAACUUGCCUUCACGAUGCAGUCAAGAAUGAUGAUGAUCUUCUUGCCCUUACACUCAUAAAGAACGGUGCUUCUCCAGAUGCAAAGGAUAUUAACGGAAUGACACCAUUGCAUUAUGCUCAUUCAAGAAAGAUUGUCAAGAUCUUGAUUGAUGCUGGUGCUGAUAUCGAAGCACGUGACAACAGUGGUGCAACACCAUUGUUUGCUGCUGUUCUUAGAAAUGAAAACGUCGUCAUUCGUGCUCUUUACGAUUUCGGUGCUAAUAUCAAUGCAACAAACUUCACAAAGAAGACACCAUACAUGCUUGCAAAGGAAUGGAAGAAUUCCAAUGCUGCAGAUUUCCUCGCUCAUCUUGGAUGCUCAGUUGCUAUCAAGACUGAGAAGAAGAACAAUUCUAGCCGCGGAUAUUAUUUGUUAUUAUAA
Messenger RNA from Trichomonas vaginalis G3, 1353 nucleotides. Its product is annotated as spectrin binding. The record is from RefSeq and is a predicted model, not a curated record. Gene Ontology annotation, molecular function: protein binding. The coding region runs from base 1 to 1353 and encodes 450 amino acids. The transcript has a single exon. Lineage: Eukaryota; Parabasalia; Trichomonadida; Trichomonadidae.